Cuscuta campestris is the source of this 1585-nucleotide messenger RNA. The record is from the annotation of a GenBank genome assembly. Lineage: Eukaryota; Viridiplantae; Streptophyta; Magnoliopsida; Solanales; Convolvulaceae.
CAGUACAAGCUCUGGAGUUCCAUAAACAAAGUUUUCUUGCAAAUUAAAUUAAUCAUCAAAACGAUCAUGAUGAUGAAGAAGAAGACUAUGGCUAUGGCGGUGGCGUUGUUCCGCCCUCUAUUUCUCUUUUCCCUUUUCUUGCUCCUCCUCCCCAUCGCCGCCGGCGACGGCCCUAACCCUAGCCGGAGAUACGGCGAGAUCCCACUCCCCGGCGGCCUCGGCCCCGAGAGCAUAGCAUUCGACUGCAACGGCGCCGGGCCCUACGUCGGCGUCUCCGACGGCAGAGUCCUCAAGUGGAACGGCCGGUCCCGCGGCUGGUCCGAGUUCUCCAUCCCUCUCCCGAACCGGAACAGGGCCCUCUGCGACGGCACCACCGACCCAAACUCCGAACCUGUCUGCGGGAGGCCGCUGGGGCUCAAGUUCAACCGCGCCACCUGCGAUCUCUACAUCGCUGACGCUUACUUCGGCCUCCUGAGGGUGGGGCCCGAAGGCGGAGUCGCCGAGCAUCUGGCCGACUCGGCCGAGGGAAUCCGGUUCAGGCUGACCAACGGUUUGGACAUCGACGAGAAAACCGGGGUCGUGUAUUUCACCGACAGCAGCGCGGUUUUCCAGCGCAGGGAAUAUCUCAUGUCGUUCAACAGAGGAGAGAGAACGGGGAGGGUGUUGGCGUACCACGCGCGGGAUAGGCGCGUGAGGGUGUUGCACCGGGGAUUGGCUUUUCCCAACGGAAUCGCUCUGAGCAGAGACGGAUCGUUCCUUAUUGUGGCGGAAGGCGGGACGCGGAGGCUGUACAAGCUCCGGCUCAGCGGUGCGGCGCCGCCGGAGUUGUUUGCUCAGCUGAUAAGGGCGCCGGAUAACGUGAAGAGGAACCGGAAGGGGGAGUUUUGGGUGGCUCUGAACAGCGGGAGGUCGGAGCUGAGGGACGAGACGUUUGCCGCCGGGGGUGACGGCGUUAGAGAUACGAUCGGGAUCAAGUUUGCGGAGGACGGACGGAUUCUGCAGUUUCUUGACGGCCACGGCAGUGACCGCUUGAGCUCCGUCAGUGAGGUGGAAGAGCAUAACGGCAGAUUCUAUUUGGGCUCCGCCGUCAAACCUUAUGUCGGCGUACUUCGCUUCUAGUUCUACUUGAAUUAAUUAAUUUUCAUUAAUCGUUACAUUUUUGUUUUAUGAAGCGAUAAAUGUUAUACAUUCAAGAUUUGGUUUGCACGUACUCGUAUGAAUUUAGGCAUUUAAUUGAUGAAAUCAGUUUGUGAGAGAUUUUACAUUCAAGAUUUCUCAUCUUUUUGUUGUUGUGGUUUUUGGAUGUGAAAACCAUUUUAGACUUUAGGGUAUCGUUAGCAAUUUACAAAAGUUAUUAAGUAACUUCGUUUAAUUUACGCGAAAGCACUAUUUUCAAAGAAAAUCUUUAGCAUGCAAGUGAUUUUGAAUAUUUUUACAAUGCAAAAUAAAAUGUAAAAUUUAUAAAUAGGCGCAUUUAAAAAAAUAUGAAAAUAUCAAAAUAAUAGUGCUAGUCUUCUAAAACAAUAUAGGCCUACACUGGCAUAAUAAAUCGCCUAAACACUUUCAUUUGCUGCCCGAUAUAGCU